UCAGAACGCGGAGAGAACGCAGCAGUAUAAAACGAUGCGUUCAUCAGUUCGCGCAAUCAUACGUCGAGCAGUGUGCGGCAAGCAGUGGACCACGAUUCAUAACGACAGAGAUUGUUAAAUCUAAACAAGUAAUUAUGUCGCCGAUGUUGAGUGCAAUCAUACUCAUCACUUCAAUUGUGGUUUUUCCAAAUAUUGAUCCUGUGACUUCUUCCUUUCCGGCCUUCCAAACGAAUUGUGCGACCAAUACGGAGUGCGAACCAAAUUCCUGCUGUUUGCUAGGGCCUAUGAGGUACACAAGGCCGACUUGCAUGCCGUUCCAACAGAAAGGUGAACAAUGUCGAGUAAAUGCUGACACUAUCACGGCCAAUUUGACUUACCCGGAUAAUUCACAAAUCGAAGUUAAAGAUAUUCACUUCAUCCUGUGUCCUUGCGCUAACGGAUUAUCCUGUAAUUCAAAACUCGGCAUCUGCAAGUAGAAUUUUCUGUCAUUUAAAGUGACCGGAAACAUCAUAAUCAUCAUGAUUAUACGAAGCCAAAUAUUUCGAGGAAAGAAACAAGUAACAUUGAGGAAGUAUUUUCAAUUGUAUGUUGACCGUAAUAGUAGACCGAAAAUAUUCACGAGACAUU
Molecule: messenger RNA, 627 nt
Organism: Trachymyrmex cornetzi
Lineage: Eukaryota; Metazoa; Arthropoda; Insecta; Hymenoptera; Formicidae
Product: astakine
Exons: 3
Coding region: 135-476 (113 amino acids)
Source: RefSeq, a predicted model, not a curated record